GCAUUGCUCCUCUUCCCGGACGCGACGCAGACCCUGCCGCACUUGGCUCCCGGGGGACGCCUCGUGGCUGCCACGAGGCCCUGGCGUUUCCGUGACUGGCCGAUGCCGGAGAAGUGGCGAGAAAGCAGGCAAGAGCGUGCGCUGGCAGAGGAGCUCACUUCGGCUGGCCUGAGUGUGGGAUCGUACACCUGCUCAUAUCCGUGCGAGGUAUCUCUCACAAGGUGGCUCGAUUUCCUGGGCACCCUUCGGCCAGAGGCCAAGGAGGAGAUCCACCAUUUCGCUGCGGGCUUGAGGACCACCGGAGGAGAGGUGUAUCUCCAGUUCCGAGAUCGCGUGGUCUUCGUAGUUGGAGAG
Messenger RNA from Symbiodinium sp. CCMP2456, 354 nucleotides. NCBI's taxonomy places the organism in Eukaryota, Dinophyceae, Suessiales, Symbiodiniaceae. The record is from the annotation of a GenBank genome assembly.